CAACCUUCCUCUUUCCAACCAACAACCCUAUUCCUUAUUUCCCCCCUCGAAACAACCUCCUCAACUUCCUCGUCCUCCUCCUCCACACGAGUUCUCCGUCCCUUAACAGUCGUCUAGAACCCUAUUUCGCGCGUUGUGCCCUCGCUAUCCCUCGUUACCCUCGCUUCUCGUUCGGAAGUUCAAGAACAAGAAACAUACACCUGUCACUCAUUCACUUUAUAUUCUUUUUGCCAAGUCAACUCGUAACAGAGCAUGUCCGCAUAGAGUCGCUGAAUCCGCCUCCGUCUCAGUUCCAGUCCUUCCUUUGGCCUUUUCCGCUCUCUCUACCCUUCUCUACCAAAGCCGCCCAGGAUGGUGGAAAAACGCCCUUCUACCGACGGUCUCGUCGAUAAUAUCGAUCCGCGCUCAUCCAAUGAUAUCGAACUCGAGGAAUUGCCCAAAUAUGAGCAGCCGGAAGCGCCCGUGGCUCUGCCACUCAAGGAGAAGCUGAUUACCUGCUUCUGGAUAGCCAUGAAUACCUUGUCUACGGUCCUGUUGGUUUUUCUGAGUAAAUCGGUCUUUAGCGACAAGCAGCUCCAGAAGUGCCAACUCAUGGUCGUAAUGUGGCAUUUCACCGCUACGGCUCUCGUGCUUUUCAUCUCGACCCGCGGCCCGUUCCGUGCCUUCAAGGCAGUGCGCAUCAACCCUAAGGACAUGUUGCCUGUCUGCGCUUUCUUCGCCGGUUACGUCGUGCUUGGAAACCUUAGUUUGACCUACAACUCGAUCGGAUUCUACCAGCUUGCCAAGGUCAUGACAACGCCCUGCGUCGUCCUGUUGAACUUUGUCCUGUUCAGGAAGACCGUCACCCGCUGGAUGCUGGCAGCCAUCUUGGCUACUUGCAUUGGUGUUUCAUUCACCAUCAACGAAGCCGCCAAGACGCAGCUGUUUGGUGUCAUUAUUGCUACCAUGGCUUUCUGCUCGACUGCGCUCUACCAGAUUUGGAUCGGAAAGAAGAUCGAAGACUUUGCGGUUUCUGCUCCCCAGCUGCUCCUCAAUCAAGCUCCCAUCUCCGUAUUGUUGCUCAUUCCUUUCGUCCCGUUCUUCGACCAAAUGCCAGACCUCAGCCUUGUCCCCAACAAGAUCUUGUACUCCGUUUGCGCAUCCGGCAUCAUGGCCUCGCUUUUGAACUUGUCGCAGUUCUUGAUCAUCGGACGGACCUCAGCCCUUACCUUCAACAUCGUCAGCCAUCUCAAGACUAUCAUGAUCCUCUCCAUUGGCUGGUACAGUGAGGGCAAGAUCUUGAGCCCCCGCGAGUGGCUCGGUGUGCUCCUUGCUCUUGGUGGUGGUUGGAUGUACUCGCACUUGGCUCUGAAGGCGAAGAAACAGGGCAAAUGAGAACGUCUGUAAGAAACGUAAUCCGGGCACGAUGUUUCACAAAACUUCAGCGUAAAGCAUUUGAUGGGGUGUACGGCGAAUGUAUAAACGACAUUUUCUUUUCUCAUAGAUCAAGAUCAUACGAUUUGGAGGGAUCGAUCUCAUAGACGACGGGGACCGGACGUUGUUGGGUGUUUUUCUUGAAUCAUUUAUCAUUUCAUUUAGGGUGGUCAUUAGCCUGUUCCUUUCCGGUCACAUCUCUUUCUCGUCGAUCUUGUUCGCAUUCGAAUACCACAG
Molecule: messenger RNA, 1650 nt
Organism: Aaosphaeria arxii CBS 175.79
Lineage: Eukaryota; Fungi; Ascomycota; Dothideomycetes; Pleosporales
Product: TPT-domain-containing protein
Exons: 3
Coding region: 352-1374 (340 amino acids)
Cellular component (GO): Golgi apparatus
Molecular function (GO): antiporter activity
Source: RefSeq, a predicted model, not a curated record